Molecule: messenger RNA, 804 nt
Organism: Fonsecaea erecta
Lineage: Eukaryota; Fungi; Ascomycota; Eurotiomycetes; Chaetothyriales; Herpotrichiellaceae
Exons: 1
Coding region: 1-804 (267 amino acids)
Molecular function (GO): catalytic activity
Source: RefSeq, a predicted model, not a curated record
AUGGCCAAGUCUCGUGAAGAGCUCAAUCAGCUCGCUCGCCAGCUCAAAUCCCUUCAUGUCUCGGGCCACCCUCUGAUCCUGACCAACGUCUACGAUGCCUGCACCGCCGCCGUGGUCGCUGGCCUCCCUUCAACCAAGGCCGUGGCGACCGCUUCUUUCGCCAUCGGGGCCAGUGCCGGCUUCAAGGAUGAAAACACCAUGUCCCUGGGCGACAAUCUGGAUGGGGUUCGCCGGGUGGCCAGGGGACUCCGCAACGCUGGCAAGGCCGACACAUUGCCCCUGACGGCUGAUUUACAAGACGGCUACGCUGACCCUGCAGAGGCCGUUAGACAGGCGAUCGAAAUAGGAGUGGUUGGCUGCAAUAUCGAGGAUGUGGACAACAGCUUCCAACCACCGAAAUUGAGACCCCUUGCAGAAGCAAGGAGCCGCAUCGAGGCUGCCGUUCGGGGGGCCAGGGAGGCAGGAGUGCCUGAUUUCGUGGUCAACGCACGCACAGACGUCUUUGGGUUCGACGGCACGAUUGACGACGUGGUGGAGCGUGGGCGCGCAUAUCUCGACGCAGGGGCUACCACGGUCUUUGUCUGGGGCGUGAGGAAGAAAGCCAUCACGGAGCAGGAGGUGAGAGACAUGGCCACCAGACUGGACGGGAAGUUGGCCGUGCUCGCACAGGGCUGUACCAUCGAAGCGCUGACCCGGGCUGGUGUCAGCCGCAUCUCCGUAGGUCCGACAUUACUGGUCAAAACACUCAAGUUCGUUGAGAAUGAAGCUACGGCUAUUCUGGAGGCGAAGGAAUGGUCUAUGUGA